AUGCCUAUUAGAGAGCAUUUGUUCAUAUCUAUGGUUCCAAAGCCAGUCUCCAUUGCGCCCGAUAUUCACAAGGAACUAUUCGAUCGUAUUUUUGAUGCUGAGGUAUUCAGUCGAUGGGUGCGAUAUAGAGAUCGCUGGCAACUACAUGUUAUUGGAGGUUUAGGCUCGGGCAAGAUUAGUCAAACCAUUGGUGUUGGUCACCCCCAGCGCGGGUCAUCUCUUGCCACGAUUUCCAUCGAUGCUGUUCACAUCGGAAACGAGCUGAAUCUUUUCGAGGAUCUAACGCAUAGCAUAUACAAGCCACUAACACCUCCGUUCAUUAUGGUUCAGCUUGAAACACGUGCUACAUAUGCACAGUACAAUGACUCUCGGUGCGCUGCCGAAGAGUCUACGCAACGUAUGGAUCUGAUUUCUCAUACCACACUGCAGAAUGGAGGCCUCAAAAUCCUCAUCACAUCGCGGUUGCCGAAUUAUGAAAUCCCAAUACAUAGGCUGUGUGACUCCAUAAACCACGUCGGAGAUGAGUUUAUACUGUGUGCAGGCUCGCCUGAAGCUGUGGACCUAAAUCCCAAACGUCUACCAGGAAACGUUGGCGAGGAAUGUUGCAUUGCUACUAUCCAUCGGGUGUUUUGGCUCUUUGUUCAAGAUGACUAUAAUGAAGUAUUGAUCUUGGCUUACGCGAGAGGUUCGGCGAACAAGCCAUCGCAAGUUUCCAGCGUGGAAGGUGAUAGCCUCAGUGCCAAAGCAGCAGGCAGGGCAUCGAAGAAAGCUCCUGAUCGGCCAGUCGCUAGUUCCAGAGCCAAACCUAGGGAAGCUAACAAGAUGCCACAAAAGCAUCAGAAUAUGACUCAGAAUGCUUCAAUGAAUGACAUGCUAUAUGAACACCUCGAACAAUGGGACAGAGUUCACACGCCCAAUACUACACAUAGCUACAUUAUCAGGCAAAAGAAUACCGCGCAAUCGAUCAUGGGUGGAGCGAGAUCCAUCGAAGACUUGGAUAAGUGGAAAGCUUGA
Messenger RNA from Bipolaris sorokiniana ND90Pr, 1014 nucleotides. RefSeq lists its product as uncharacterized. Bases 1 to 1014 code for a protein of 337 amino acids. The record is from RefSeq and is a predicted model, not a curated record. NCBI's taxonomy places the organism in Eukaryota, Fungi, Ascomycota, Dothideomycetes, Pleosporales, Pleosporaceae. The transcript has 8 exons.